This is a messenger RNA of Gaeumannomyces tritici R3-111a-1, 1461 nucleotides long. Its product is annotated as Poly(rC)-binding protein 3. NCBI's taxonomy places the organism in Eukaryota, Fungi, Ascomycota, Sordariomycetes, Magnaporthales, Magnaporthaceae. Gene Ontology annotation, molecular function: mRNA binding. The transcript has 3 exons. Gene Ontology annotation, biological process: regulation of gene expression; regulation of RNA metabolic process. Bases 1 to 1461 code for a protein of 486 amino acids. The record is from RefSeq and is a predicted model, not a curated record. Gene Ontology annotation, cellular component: cytoplasm; nucleus.
AUGUCGACCUCACCGGCGCCCAAAACAAAACGCCCUCUCGAGGACACGUCGUCUCCCUCCAGGACCGACCAGCCCGAUGCGAAGCGACCUGCUCUCGACAAAGUCCUCCGCAACGAGGGAGAGGUUAAGGAGGAACCCAUGAAGCCCCCCAUCGGCAAUGGCCUCCCGCCCAUCCCGACGUCUGUAUCGCUGCCCCCCAUCCCGGAUUCCAACGGCGCCACAACCAAGACCAAUGGCGAGAAGGCAGAGCCCAAGGAUGACCAGGGCGACACGGUGGUCUCGGACGCUGCCGAGUCCAAGCCCAUCACAACCACGGCCAACAACACCAGCCAGGCCGCUACAGCCGCAGCCGAUUCGCACGACGAGACUGCUUGGAUUCACAUCAGGGCCGUCAUUUCUAGCCCAGAGGCCGCCACUGUCAUCGGAAAGGGUGGUGAGAAUGUGUCCAAGAUUCGCCAGCUCUCGGGCGCCAAGUGCACUGUGAGCGACUACCAGAAGGGCGCCGUCGAGCGCAUCUUGACUGUCAGCGGUAUCGUUGAUGCCGUCGCAAAGGCUUUUGGCCUCAUCAUUCGCACGCUCAACAACGAGCCCCUCUCAGAUGCAUCCAGCGCACACUCCAAGACGUACCCUCUGCGUCUUCUCAUCCCGCACAUCCUCAUCGGUUCCAUCAUUGGUAAGGGUGGCGCUCGCAUCAAGGAGAUCCAGGAGGCGUCGGGUGCUCGCCUCAACGCGUCGGACUCUUGCCUCCCUCUGUCGUCGGAGCGUUCGCUGGUUGUUAUGGGCGUGGCGGACGCGGUCCACAUUGCGACUUAUUACGUGGGCAGCACCCUGCUGGAGCAGCUCAACGACCGUUUCGGCGGACCUGCCGCAUCGGCGUAUGCCACCCGAGCCGGUGGCCCCGUCGGCGCCGUUCCUGGUGGAAUGCAAGUCGUGCCGUACCUGCCUCAACCUGCGGGUGGCAACUUUGGCAACCGCGAGAACUACGGACGCCGCCCUGACCCUAGGGCUGGACCGGUGCCCCAAGGCGCCGCCGUGCCCUACGCGCAGCACUACAACCCGCACGCGGCCCACCAGCCGACGCCUGCUGUGCCUGUGCACUACGGAGCCCAGGGUGGUGCUUACGGCGCCCAUGUGCAGCCCCCGCAUGUCGGCCAUGCCGGGCCCCAAGUGCAUGGCGCCCCCCACCAGCAACCGAUGCAUAGCCAGAUGCCCGGCCCCGGCGGUGCACAGAGCCUGACGCAGCAGAUCUACAUUCCCAACGACAUGGUUGGCGCUAUCAUCGGCAAGGGCGGUACCAAGAUCAACGAGAUCCGUCAGAUCAGCGGGAGUGUUAUCAAGAUCAAUGAGCCUCAGGAUAACAGCAACGAGCGGCUGGUCACCAUUACGGGAACGGAAGAGUGCAAUCGUAUGGCGCUCUACAUGCUGUACUCGCGUCUUGAGAGCGAAAAGCACCGCAUCUAA